CGCGCGUGCCCGGUGGAGCCCGCACGCGCGGUCGAGCCCGCAACGCCGGGCCCUGCAGUGCCUGCCUCCUCCGCGAAGGCCUCCUGGCGCUUGGGCUGAGCCAGCCCCCUGGAGUCCCCCAGCCGGGGGUGGGAGAAGCUGCAGUCUGUUCGCCUGCCCAUCCCGGCGCCCGGCCGUCAACAGCAGGCACACAGAGGGCGCCUACUGAGUGUGUGAGCCCCACGGUAGGGCAGGGCCCCUGCGAGGGGGAAGCAGUCACGGCAGCGGCCGGGGCGCGCUCUGCGCUCCCGGGUCCGCCCGCGCGCAGGGUGAGCGCGGCGGCGCCCGUCCGCAUGUCGCAGAGGGGGAACCGCAGACCAGAAGCGACGGGCCACCACAGACGGAGUGCGCUGGGUCCGCCUCCGCCGACUGCCCUCGCGGGGCGGUCCUCAGAGGCCCUAGCAACGCCGCGAGCCGCCGUGUUGCAGCAACAGGCCGGUAGCCAAGGUGGCACUGCGCUUGGGUCAGAGGUCCUUUUGCUUAUGGAGCGUGCGGCAGCCACAAGCCCCAGGGCACAGCCCCCACCCUGGGCCACUGAGAAUGUUCUGCCACGGGCCGAGGACUGGACCACGAGCCUCAGGGCAGAGCGUCCCCCGGACCUACAGCUGAGUGAGGAGCAGCGGCUGCAGGCCAGUGAGGGGCCCUGGGGUACCAGCAGCAAGGAGGGCCCCACAGACGCCGCCUCUUACUCGGGCCACCCACAGAUCUCCAAGGAGUUGGUUGACCUGCAGAUCACAGCCCAUCACCUGCGGGAGCAACACGAGGUUGAACUCUUCGAGCUGAGGAGUGAGGUCCUAAGGCUGGAGAGCCGGGUUCUGGAGCUGGAGCUGCGUGGAGAUUGUGCAGCCCCGGCAGACACUGGCCUGGGGCACCGCCAGGAGCUGGCACAGGGGCCCGGGCACAAGGCCCAGGAGCAGGGACACUCCAUCCACCAGAGACCCCAGCUGCAGGGAGAAUGGCAGCGAGUGCUGGAGAAGCACAGGGCCCAGAAGCAGGCACUGGAGACCCACGUGGCAGACCUGGGUCGGCAGCUGCAGGGAGCCCGAGAGGAGGCCAGGACAGCGGGACAGCGACUGGCUGCACAAGCCACGGUGUUGUCUGCCUGCCAAGGCCAGCUCCGCCAGGCCGAGGAGGAGAAUGCCCAGCUGCAGCUGCAGCUCAAGAAGCUGAACCAGGAGUAUGCAGUCCAGCUGCAGCGAUGUGCCCGAGGCGUGGCAGAGUCUACACGGGUGCCAGAUGCAGCUGCCCUUCGGGCUUUCCUGGAGAGCACUCUGGAGGACAUCCGGGCAGCGCACCGCAGCCGCGAGCAGCAGCUGGCCCGGGCCGCUCGUGCCUACCGCAAGCGCCUGGCAGAUCUGAGCUGUAGACAUGAGGAGCUGCUGGCCAACCACAGGGUGCAGCAGGUGCUGGCAGACCCCAGGGGGGCACUCGGGACCCCCAAGGCUACCUCUGAUGGAGCCAUCUCAGACCCGGAGCCACUGCCUCUGCAUCUGGUCACUGAACCCAGUCACCUACCAGAGAACCAGGCCAGGCUGGAGAAGCAGCUGCGGAAGCUCCAGGCCCCGAGGGGACCCAGUGGAGCCUCCCAGGGGAGCUCGGCAGAGCCACAAGGCCAGGAACCUGCAUCCUGGGCCCAGAUCCACCAGAAGCUCCGGGACUUCUCCCGUGGCACUCAGGCAGAGCUGGAAUGUGAGCGCGCACAGCUGCUAGUCCGGGCCGUGAGGGCUGAGGAGCAGCUAUCUGAGCUACAGGAGUAUGUGGACCAGCACCUAGGCAGGUACAAACAAGAGAUCCUGAAGCUGAGGAAGCUAAUGCGUACAGAGGACGCCGCCGAAGUGGGGGCCGCACCUCCACUCAAGCCCCAGCACCCAAAGACCCGCAGCCGCUAGCCAGCUGUUGAAUUCGCACAGCACAACUCUUCACGGCGGCGGCCAAGGAACCCUCCUCAGAGCACCCCCUUGAAUGCAGAGGUCAUUCCACCCAACCCUCCACCCAACAAGAGUCAGGACGCA
Molecule: messenger RNA, 2051 nt
Organism: Hyaena hyaena (striped hyena)
Lineage: Eukaryota; Metazoa; Chordata; Mammalia; Carnivora; Hyaenidae
Gene: CCDC78
Product: coiled-coil domain containing 78
Exons: 12
Coding region: 333-1928 (531 amino acids)
Cellular component (GO): cytoplasm
Source: RefSeq, a predicted model, not a curated record